AUGCAGGUCCUGCUCAAGCAUUUGGGCCUGGAAAACUCAGAAGGUAGUCUGGCACAGAAACUCGCAUCAGCCAAGCAGAUUCUUGCCCAAACCAUCAUCCCAGCGGUGAGGGACAUUGAGCUGCGAAAGGGCCCCGGCAGCCCAGCCUUCCUGGACAUGAGCAGUUAUCCGCUUGGCUUUUCAAUGGGAGAUGAGAAGACCGAUUUAGCUGCAAAGAUCCUACGCAUGCUGUACAUCAAAGAUCUGCGUGCACUGCAGACGCAGAUUGAUGACAUGAUCGUGCAGAUCCAGGAAUUCACAGCCAAUCCCCGCAUUGUUGCCAGCCUCGGAGUUGUUGGUCGAUGA
Messenger RNA from Coccomyxa subellipsoidea C-169, 345 nucleotides. RefSeq lists its product as hypothetical. The transcript has 3 exons. Bases 1 to 345 code for a protein of 114 amino acids. Lineage: Eukaryota; Viridiplantae; Chlorophyta; Trebouxiophyceae; Coccomyxaceae. Gene Ontology annotation, molecular function: RNA binding. The record is from RefSeq and is a predicted model, not a curated record. Gene Ontology annotation, biological process: tRNA splicing, via endonucleolytic cleavage and ligation. Gene Ontology annotation, cellular component: tRNA-splicing ligase complex.